Caenorhabditis elegans is the source of this 973-nucleotide messenger RNA. RefSeq names its product Transcriptional activator plp-1 (gene plp-1). Gene Ontology annotation, cellular component: nucleus; chromosome. The transcript is spliced from 4 exons. The record is from RefSeq and is marked reviewed. NCBI's taxonomy places the organism in Eukaryota, Metazoa, Nematoda, Chromadorea, Rhabditida, Rhabditidae. Gene Ontology annotation, molecular function: purine-rich negative regulatory element binding; RNA polymerase II transcription regulatory region sequence-specific DNA binding. The coding region runs from base 71 to 751 and encodes 226 amino acids.
ACCAGUUGGUUCAAGGGGUGUCUUUUGUCACCAUAGUCGUUUGUUCGAAAGGAAAUUGUCUGGGUAAAGGAUGUCGGACGGAAGUGUUGAAAGGGGAACCAAGCGUGCCGAGGAUUCUCUGGCUACUCACCAGCUCACUGUUCAAUACAAGCGAUACUACAUCGAUGUCAAUGAGAACACUCGUGGACGUUACAUCAAGAUUGCUGAGUUGGGUACAAAUUACAAGAGCCGUAUUAUUCUAAGCAUCGUCGCUGCCAAGGCAAUCGUGAGUGAGAUUUCGAAGAUGCUUGCCCUCAUUGAUGAACCAUCAACUGGUGAACACGCUCCAAAGGAAAGCUCUCUCAUCAAAUCAGAGACUCUCAAUGUCGACGGGAGAAAAUUCUACGUCGAUCUGAAGGAAAAUGUUCGUGGUCGCUUUUUGCGCAUUGCUCAGAUGCCGAUGAACCCACGUCAAACUCGCCAACAAAUCGCCAUUCCAUCCGAUGGAAUCGCCGAAAUUCAUAAGGUGCUAACCGAAUAUUUGGCCAAGUUCGGAGAGGGACACGAACAGGAGAACACCAACACUCCAAAAAUCACUGCUGAAAACAAAUCGUUCCUUUUCCAUUCCGGAAAGAACGAUCGUGGAGAGUUUGUUCGCAUCUCGGAAAUCAAACUCAACAGCGGCUAUCGUAACGCAAUCACCGUUCCAAUGUCCGCACUCGUCGAUUUCCGCAAAGAGUUGGAUAACAUCAUCGCCAACCAAGGAAAGUAGUGAUCUACAAGUUUUCUCUGCAAAAAAAACAAUCGUAAUUGCAUAACAUCUAUCGAACUCGAGAGUCUCCCAAAAAAUCCCUCCAAAUCUUUACUGCAUUUGCAUGUAAAGAUUUUACCUAUUUUUCUAAACUGCUGUGUUCCUGUAUUUUCACUCUACCUGUUUCGUUUAUUUAUUUAUUUAAGCAUCAAGUUUAUUGAACUCUAAUAAAUUCUCGGGAAA